AUGGUUAAUGUCCCUAAAACCCACCGGACUUUCUGUAAGAAGUGUGGCAAGCACCAACCCCACAAAGUGACACAGUACAAGAAUGGCAAGGAUUCUCUGUAUGCCCAGGGAAAGCGGCGUUAUGACAGGAAGCAGAGUGGCUAUGGUGGGCAGACUAAGCCGAUUUUCCAGAAACAGGCUAAAACUACAAAGAAGAUUGUGCUAAGGCUUGAGUGCGUUGAGCCCAGCUGCAGAUCCAAGAGAAUGCUGGCUAUUAAAAGAUGCAAGCAUUUUGAACUGGGAGGAGAUAAGAAGAGAAAGGGCCAAGUGAUCCCACUCUAA
Nomascus leucogenys (northern white-cheeked gibbon) is the source of this 321-nucleotide messenger RNA. RefSeq names its product large ribosomal subunit protein eL42-like. Gene Ontology annotation, molecular function: structural constituent of ribosome. Gene Ontology annotation, biological process: translation. NCBI's taxonomy places the organism in Eukaryota, Metazoa, Chordata, Mammalia, Primates, Hylobatidae. The record is from RefSeq and is a predicted model, not a curated record. Gene Ontology annotation, cellular component: ribosome; cytosolic large ribosomal subunit.